GCGGUGAGCGCCGUCACCAGGGAGUGCGGGAAUCCGCCGUUUGCGCGGAGGCAAUGGCGGCUGCUACGCCGGCGGCCGCGGGCGAGGAUGGCCGGCAACGGCGCCUUGGGGCAACACUGGACCCUCAGCCUCAAGAGGGGACAAAGGUGGAGGCUGAGUCAGGGGAGCUCGGCCGGCUGCGGGCUGAGCUGGCAGGUGCCUUGGCCGAAAUGGAGACCAUGAAGGCCGUGGCAGAGGUGAGCGAGAGCACUAAGGCGGAGGCUGUGGCUGCAGUACAGCGGCAAUGCCAGGAGGAGGUGGCCUCACUGCAAGCCAUUCUGAAAGACUCCAUCAGCAGCUACGAAGCCCAGAUCACCUCUCUGAAGCAGGAGCGGCAGCAGCAGCAGCAGGACUGUGAGGAGAAGGAGCGGGAGCUGGGUCGCCUGAAGCAGCUGCUAUCCCGGGCUCACCCCCUGGAUUCCUUGGAGAAGCAGAUGGAAAAGGCCCACGAGGACUCGGAGAAGCUCCGGGAGAUCGUGCUGCCCAUGGAGCAGGAGAUUGAGGAGCUGAAGGCGAAACUGCUGAGGGCAGAGGAGCUGAUUCAAGAGAUCCAGAGACGGCCCCGGCAGCCUCCUUCCUUGCAUGGCUCCACGGAGCUGCUGCCCCUGUCCCGGGACCCAUCUCCCCCGCUGGAGCCUCUCGAGGAGCUGAGUGGAGAUGGGGGUGCGGCCGCAGAGGCCUUCGCCCACAACUGUGACGACAGCGCCUCCAUCUCCUCCUUCUCCCUUGGCGGUGGGGCCGGCAGCAGCGCCUCCCUGCCCCGUCACCGCCAGGGCCUGAGCCCCGAGCAGGAAGAGACAGCCUCUCUGGUGUCCACCGGCACCUUGGUCCCCGAGGGCAUCUACCUGCCCCCGCCUGGUUACCAGCUUGUCCCCGACAGCCAGUGGGAGCAGCUGCAAGUGGAGGGGCGGCAGCUGCAGAAGGAUCUGGAGAGCCUGAGUCGGGAGCGAGAUGAGCUGCAGGAAGGCCUGAGACGGAGCAACGAGGACUGUGCCAAGCAGAUGCAGGUGCUCCUGGCCCAGGUCCAGAACUCAGAGCAGCUGCUGCGGACCCUGCAGGGCACCGUGAGCCAGGCCCAGGAGCGGGUUCAGCUGCAGAUGGCAGAGCUGGCCACUUCCCACAAGUGCCUGAGCCACGAGGUGAAGCGGCUGACUGAAGAAAACCAAGGGCUCCGGGCCGAGCAGCCGCCAUCCGCUGCCCCGCAGGGCCUGGAGCAGGCAGAGGGCCCAGAGGAGUCACUGCCCAGCUCGGUGCCGGAGCUGCAGCAGCUGGUGCGCCGCACGCGGCAGGAGGCGUGGGCCCAUCGGCAGGCCCAGGAGCACGAGGCUGAGCGCCUGCGGAUCGAGAUCGUGACGCUCAGGGAGGCGCUGGAGGAGGAGACGGCAGCCAGGGCCAGCCUGGGGGGCCAGCUCAGGGUGCAGCGGGAGGAGACAGAGGUGCUGGAGGCCUCCCUGUGCAGCCUGAGGACAGAGAUGGAGCGUGUCCAGCAGGAGCAGGGCAAGGCCCAGCUCACGGACCUCCUCUCAGAACAGAGGGCCAAGGUGCUGCGGCUGCAGGCUGAGCUGGAGACCAGCGAACAGGUGCAGAGGGAUUUUGUCCGACUGUCCCAGGCCCUGCAGGUGCGCCUGGAACGGAUUCGUCAGGCGGAGAAUCUGGAGCAGGUGCAGAGAAUCAUGGACGAGGCCCCCCUCAGGGACAUCAGAGACAUCAAGGACACCUGAGGGGGUACACUGGAGAACCCACCUGCCCCAGGGAGACGGGCUUUCUCUGCUGCAGAACCAUGCAUCCUGGGCUCCAGGGGGUCUCAGGCUAGUCUUCACCCUCUACAAACCUGGGGUUAGAUGGCGGGGCUCCUACUGCCCUGUCCCUCCAGUGCCUCUUCCCAGGGUGGUUGGGCCUUUUGCUUUCAGGGGUGACGCCUGGGUGAGGGUUCCCCCAGGAACCAAAGGCACAGGCCCAGCCCUGCGGCUUUCCGGCUGUCCCGCUCCCCGCCCCCAGCCAGGCUCACAGGCCUGCCAGUUACGGCCAGUCCCCUCCCCCAGGCACAGAGCUGUGAGUGGUGGCUGGGCCUCCAGUCCCAGGUCAGCCGGGUCCC
Molecule: messenger RNA, 2134 nt
Organism: Condylura cristata (star-nosed mole)
Lineage: Eukaryota; Metazoa; Chordata; Mammalia; Eulipotyphla; Talpidae
Gene: RABEP2
Product: rabaptin, RAB GTPase binding effector protein 2
Exons: 13
Coding region: 54-1760 (568 amino acids)
Biological process (GO): endocytosis
Cellular component (GO): intracellular membrane-bounded organelle
Molecular function (GO): GTPase activator activity; growth factor activity
Source: RefSeq, a predicted model, not a curated record